Messenger RNA from Vicia villosa (hairy vetch), 585 nucleotides. RefSeq lists its product as uncharacterized. The record is from RefSeq and is a predicted model, not a curated record. NCBI's taxonomy places the organism in Eukaryota, Viridiplantae, Streptophyta, Magnoliopsida, Fabales, Fabaceae. The coding region runs from base 1 to 585 and encodes 194 amino acids. The transcript has 3 exons.
AUGUUGGCUGGCUCCAUUGGUCAUAUUCCUCAUGUGAAUGCUGGUAACCGGAAUGGAGAUGGUGAUGAGUUUCGUGCUUUGGGGAAGUUCCAUAGGAACAAUCCUCCUGUCUUUGAGGGUGAGCAUGAACCUGAUAAAGCUCAAGCUUGGCUGAAGGCGAUUGUGAAUAUCUUUCGAGUUAUGAUUUAUACGGAUGCUCAGAGAGUACAGUUUGGUACUCAUAUGCUUGAGAAGGAAGCUAAAGAUUGGUGGAACAACACUCUUCAGAGGUUUGAAGAAGAUGGCAUUCAGCAAGGAAAUGGCACUGUUGUUGAAUAUGCUGCUAGAUUUCAAGAGCUUAUCAAGUAUUGUCCUCGUUAUAAUAGUGAUAAUGAUGAGAGAUCUAAAUGCUUGAAGUUUGUGAAUGGCUUGAGACAUGACAUCAAGAAGGCCAUUGGUUAUCAACAAAUUACCCUUUUCUCUAAGUUGGUUAACAAGAGUAGGAUCUAUGAUAAGGACAGUAGGGAGAGUGCUUCUCACUAUAAAUCUUUGAAGGAUAGGAAGGGCAAAGGUCAAGAUCGUGGGAAACCGUCAUCGUGCUGUUGA